AGGUGGAUGGUAAUCGUGGUCCCGCAUGGAAACUCUUAUGCGAGCGUAGUGCUGCGGAGGGCCGAGCCUGCCAAGCUGGGGAAUGGCUCCUUUAUGCCGUAGAAAGUCAUUGGGCCGGGAGGGAUCGUGGUAGAGGGACAGAGCGAUCGAGUAGCGAAGCAAAGGCGAGAUAGGGAACCAGAGUGCGCUUUCUCGAUCUCGAUCUUGAUCUCGAUCCCGAUCUCGUCGAACCAGAUCCGAUCGGCGAUGAGCCUCUUUGGCCUCGGAAGGAACCAAAGGACAUUCCGACCAAAAAAGAGUGCGCCAUCUGGUAGCAAGGGUGCACAACUCAGAAAACAUAUAGAUGCCACUUUGGGUAGUGGAAACCUUAGGGAAGCAGUAAGGCUUCCUCCUGGGGAGGAUUUCAAUGAGUGGCUUGCCGUCAAUACUGUUGAUUUCUUCAAUCAGGUGAAUCUGCUCUACGGCACGCUCACAGAAUUUUGCACGCCUGAGAACUGUCCAACAAUGACUGCCGGGCCAAAAUACGAGUAUAGGUGGGCUGAUGGUGUGCAAAUAAAGAAGCCCAUAGAAGUUUCUGCACCAAAAUAUGUCGAGUAUUUGAUGGACUGGAUUGAAGCUCAGCUUGAUGAUGAAUCGAUAUUCCCUCAAAGGCUUGGAGCACCUUUCCCUCCAAAUUUUAAAGAAGUUGUAAAGACUAUCUUCAAGCGUUUAUUCCGUGUUUAUGCGCACAUAUACCACUCUCAUUUUCAGAAGAUAGUCAGUCUCAAGGAAGAGGCUCAUCUUAACACCUGCUUCAAGCAUUUCAUUCUGUUUACAUAUGAGUUUGGCUUGAUUGACAAGAAGGAGCUUGCUCCACUUCAAGAGAUCAUAGAAUCCAUAAUCGUUCCCUAUUAAAACUUUGACUGUACAUUUGGGAGCAUGUUCGUAAUGCCUCCACUAAUCUUGCGCUCGACCAUGAAAACAAGGUGGUUUCUGUAAUUUUGCUGUUAGGAUUUCAGGACGCGCUGGCUUGCUAUGAUGGUAGCUUGGAUUGUGUUUUGAAUUUCUUUUAAAUUAGAUGCUAGUUCCUGGCAUAUCUUUAACUUCCAUGCGCUGAAUGAUGCUUAUUUGAUGAUAUUGCUUUUACGGCUUCUCUGUUACCAUUCACUGAUGGUGUAUGUAAACUUGGUUUGAAUGCUGUCAAGGACGCUGGUAACUGUAACACUAA
Elaeis guineensis (African oil palm) is the source of this 1207-nucleotide messenger RNA. Its product is annotated as MOB kinase activator-like 1A. NCBI's taxonomy places the organism in Eukaryota, Viridiplantae, Streptophyta, Magnoliopsida, Arecales, Arecaceae. The record is from RefSeq and is a predicted model, not a curated record.